Molecule: messenger RNA, 908 nt
Organism: Nerophis ophidion (straightnose pipefish)
Lineage: Eukaryota; Metazoa; Chordata; Actinopteri; Syngnathiformes; Syngnathidae
Gene: srd5a3
Product: steroid 5 alpha-reductase 3
Exons: 4
Coding region: 61-882 (273 amino acids)
Biological process (GO): dolichol-linked oligosaccharide biosynthetic process; polyprenol catabolic process
Cellular component (GO): endoplasmic reticulum
Molecular function (GO): 3-oxo-5-alpha-steroid 4-dehydrogenase activity
Source: RefSeq, a predicted model, not a curated record
CUACGACCGGUUCUCCAACGGACCGUUUCCGGUGUUGCACACAACACUACCAUUGAAAACAUGACUUGGAGCCGUGUCGGUUUACGCCUCGUAGAUUUUGUCUGGUUACUUUUAUCUUUUUCUUUCUUUGUGGCUCUUGGAGCUCACGUAAUCUUAAAACGGUUGCCCCCAAAAUACAAAACAUGUCGUCCUUACAUGUUUUUCCAGGAUCUGAUCCGAUAUGGAAAGACUAAACAGAAUUUCAAACGCGACGACUGGUUGUGUGUGUUUGACGUGCCGAAGAGGUGGUUCUGGCAUUUUUACGCAACCUCCCUCGUUUGGAAUGGUCUUCUGUUGUCUGUCAGCCUGAACAUCACUUUACGACAACAAUUAUGUCCAAUGUGGCUCACAAGCUUAAUACAUAUUCUGUCUGGGUCUACAGACACAGAAAAUGAAGCUCUUCAACCUGGCACAGUCCUGGUGCAGAUGCUGCUGUGGUUCCAUUCCCUCAGGAGACUUCUGGAGUGUCUCUACGUCAGCGUCUUCUCUGAUGGCGUCAUCCAUGUGGCACAGUACGUCUUCGGACUAGGCUACUACGUCCUGCUGGGGCUGACCGUGGUCUGCUCGGACCGUCUAACGAAAGGAAAGGUGGAGACGCUGGGUCACAGGGUGCCAAAGGGAGGCUGCUUUGAACUGGUGUCCUGCCCUCAUUACUUAGCAGAGUUGCUCAUCUACGUUUCCAUGAGUUUAGUUUUGGGAGGCCGGUCUCUCACCUGGUGGCUGGUGGUCCUGUACGUGCUCUUCAACCAGGCGCUGGCAGCACUGCUUUGUCACGAUCUCUACGUCAGCAAGUACGAGUCCUACCCAAAGCAAAGAAAAGCUUUUAUACCGUUUUUGAUGUGAAGUAAAAUGAUGUUUCAUGUACUGUU